GGUGCUGAUGCGAGGCUCCCCUUUUAAGCGCAUAGACCACGCCCCACGCCUGCUAAAAAGCAGCCAUCCGCCAGCGCCGCAAAGGCUGCCCGCCCGCCCGUCCGUCCCUGCUGCCUCUCACCUUCAGCUGGACCUUACCCUCGGAGUACUUCGACAUUAAAAAAACAACCUAUUUAAAAGAUAUCUAUAUAUAUUUCAGCUGCCUGGAACGCUAAGUUAAUUGAAUAUAUAUACACAGUAGUUCAGGGGAGUAUCAAGCAAAAAUAGCAUAUUAUUAACGCUUAUUUCUAUUGGUUGAUUUUGAAGAGGAAAAAAAACACAAUGGCCGAUGCUACCGCAGAAUGCAACAUCAAAGUGCUGUGUCGCUUUCGUCCUCUAAAUCAAUCCGAAAUUAUCCGUGGGGACAAGUUCAUCCCUAAAUUUCAGGCAGACGACACCGUAAUCGUUGGGGGAAAGCCCUACGUGUUUGACCGGGUGUUUCCGUGCAACACCACGCAGGAACAGGUGUACAACACCUGCGCCAAGCAGAUUGUCAAAGAUGUCCUGGGAGGGUAUAAUGGCACGAUCUUUGCUUAUGGACAGACUUCUUCAGGAAAGACCCACACUAUGGAGGGAAAACUGCAUGACCAGCAAGAAAUGGGAAUCAUUCCUCGGAUCGCUGAGGACAUUUUCAAUCAUAUCUUUACCAUGGAUGAAAACCUGGAAUUCCACAUCAAGGUCUCUUAUUUUGAAAUCUACAUGGACAAAAUCCGUGACCUUCUGGAUGUAACCAAGACCAACCUGGCUGUUCAUGAGGAUAAGAACAGGGUUCCCUUUGUUAAGGGCUGUACUGAGCGGUUUGUGUCCAGCCCAGAGGAAGUAAUGGAUGUGAUUGAUGAGGGGAAGGCCAAUCGGCAUGUGGCUGUCACCAACAUGAAUGAGCACAGCUCCCGCAGUCACAGCAUCUUCCUGAUCAACAUCAAGCAGGAGCACAUCGAGACGGAGCAGAAGCUCAGCGGCAAGCUGUACCUGGUGGACCUGGCUGGCAGUGAGAAGGUCAGUAAGACGGGUGCCGAGGGGGCUGUCCUGGAUGAAGCCAAAAACAUUAACAAGUCCCUGUCUGCUUUGGGUAACGUCAUCUCUGCCCUGGCUGAGGGGACGAAGAGCCAUGUGCCGUACCGCGACAGCAAGAUGACGCGGAUCCUGCAGGAUUCGCUGGGCGGUAACUGCCGCACCACCAUGUUCAUCUGCUGCUCGCCGUCCAGCUUCAACGACGCCGAGACCAAGUCCACCCUCAUGUUCGGCCAGCGCGCCAAGACCAUCAGGAACACGGCGUCUGUGAACCUGGAGCUGACGGCUGAGCAGUGGAAGAGGAAGUACGAGAAGGAGAAGGAGAAGAACAAGACUAUGAAGGAGACCAUCCAGAAACUGGAGGCUGAGCUGAACCGCUGGCGCAAUGGUGAGAAUGUUCCGGAAACGGAGCAGCUGACCCCAGGGACGGUGAGGCUGGAGCCCGCCGAGGAGCCCCCCCUGGACAAUGGCACCUCCUCCAUCGUGGUCCGCAUCUCUGCCGAGGAGCGUCAGAAGUAUGAAGAGGAGAUACGGAAGCUCUACAAGCAGCUCGAUGACAAAGACGAUGAGAUCAACCAGCAGAGUCAGCUCAUCGAGAAACUGAAGGAGCAGAUGCUGGACCAAGAAGAGCUCCUGGCCUCCACGCGUGGCGAUAGCGAGAAGGUCCAGACGGAGCUGGGCCGCCUGCAGAUGGAGAGCGACUGCGCCAAGGCGGAGGUGAAGGAGGUGCUGCAGGCCCUGGAGGAGCUGGCCGUCAACUAUGACCAAAAGAGCCAGGAGGUGGAAGACAAGAGCCUGCAGAACAAGCUACUGGCUGAAGAGCUGUCCCAGAAAAUGUCCCACCUGAUGACGAUCGAGUCCGAGCUGGCACGCAUGCAGGAGGUGAGCGGGCAGCAGCGCAAGCGCAUCGCCGAGGUGCUCAACGGCCUUAUGCGUGACCUCAGCGAGUUCAGCACCAUUGUGGGCAACGGCGAAAUCAAGCUGCCUGUGGAGAUCAGCGGUGCUAUCGAGGAGGAGUUCACGGUGGCCCGGCUCUACAUCAGCAAGAUCAAGUCGGAGGUGAAGUCCAUGGUGAAGCGCUGCCGGCAGCUGGAGAGCUUACAGCUGGAGUGCCACCGCAAGAUGGAGGAGACUGGCCGGGAGCUCUCCUCCUGUCAGCUGCUCAUCUCGCAGCAUGAGGCGAAGAUCCGCUCAUUGACGGAGUACAUGCAGAACGUGGAGCUGAAGAAGAGGCAGUUGGAGGACAACUACGACAGCCUGAGUGAAGAGCUGGCCAAGCUGCAGGCCCAGGAGUCUGUGCAGGAGGUGAUGCUGAAGGAGAACGACAGAUCUGUGGAGGAGCCUGCCGAUGUCAAGAUGGAGUCACACCGCGAAUCGCACCACAAGCAGUUGGGCCGCCUGCGGGACGAGAUCAACGAGAAGCAGAAGAUCAUCGACGACCUCACCGACCGCAACCAGAAGCUGCAGCUGGAGCUCGAACAGCUGCGUGCCGAAUUUGACCGGCUGAAGAGCCGGGAACAGCACAAGAGUGUGCAGCUGGAGGAGCUGACAUUUCUUCACGAGCGCCAUGAGCAAUCCAGGCAGGAUCUUAAAGGGCUCGAGGAGACAGUGGCCCGUGAACUCCAGACCCUCCACAACCUGCGCAAGCUUUUUGUUCAAGACCUUACGACUCGAGUCAAAAGAAGUUCAGAGAUGGAACCUGAUGAUAGUGGCGGGUCUACCACCCAGAAGCAGAAGAUUUCCUUUCUUGAGAACAACCUGGACCAGCUUACAAAGGUUCACAAACAGCUGGUACGUGACAAUGCAGAUCUGCGUUGUGAGCUUCCUAAACUGGAAAAACGUCUUCGGUCUACGGCUGAGAGGGUUAAGGCCCUGGAGGGAGCACUGAAGGAGGCCAAGGAGGGCGCCAUGAAGGACCGGCGCCGCUACCAGCAGGAGGUGGAGCGCAUCAAGGACGUCAUGCGGGCCAAGCACCCGCUGCGACGGCCCAACGUGCAGAUCGCCAAACCCAUCCGGCCUGGGCAUUAUCCGGCCUCCUCCCCAACCAACCCGAUGUUCAUGCGCAGCAGUGACCAUCCCAUCACCUUCAGCAACGUGCUCUUCCAGAGCCAAACCCAGCCCGCGGCCCCCCACUGCAGCCCCCCUCCGGCCCAGAACACCAUGGACAGUGUCCCCGCUCCGCGUUUGCCCACACUGCCGGCGGAGGUGAGCCGCCCCAUGCUGAAUACCACAGAGGCUAUCAGCUCCUACCAGCUCAACGUGGACAACGGAAAUACGACAGAUAUCAAUGAUAACAGAAGCGAGGUACCCUGCGGGAUUGAAGCUGAGGACCCGGCUAAGCUGUACGUCGUCCAGCAGGAGACCGCCGCCAGCUAAUGGCGCGGAGCAGGCACCCAUUCGUUCCAGAAUUUUCCCAUAAUUCCGCAUGCCGCUUAUUUGCUUCCCCCCUGACCUUGACAUUGGCAGACUCCCCCCCCCACCCCCCAGCACCCCAACCCUCAGACUCAUUUUCUCUAGUCUCUGUCCUCGGUAACCUGUUCUUAGUGACUCCUCUUCCCUUCACACUUAAUAUUUAGUAGGAAUCUUAAUGUACGCUUAGGCGCUGUGGCGAACGCGGUAGGUUAGCGCAGGUUGCUAACCCGUGCUCCCGUCCUCCCCCCGGCAGGGUGGGGGGGGUGGGGUGGGGGUGUAAGUGUGUGGUGGUAUUGAGUGCUAUGCGCUGAGGGAGAUGCCCUGACAUGGACCUGUGGGAUAUCUCAUGACCCCACCCUGUGUGAGGUUCCCUUUUCUGUUAAGUCUUCGUAGAACCGUGGCGUAGAUGCCAAGAACUCGAGGAGCAUGGCGACUGGGCCCAAAACGACAAACGCAAAAGGAACAUUAUUCAUCAUUAAUGAGGAGGUGGGCUUUUCUAUUUCAAGGAUGUGGCUCUUUUUCUAUCUGGAUAGACAUCAUUGAGAGCAGGAUGUAGCCCCGGCACUGGUACUGCUAUGCCAUCCUAAUCACUGCGCCCCAGGUCUUUGAACGCACCUGCGGGCAGCCACUGGCUGUUUCCCGCCCCCCCCCCAAUCCCGGGCCACUCACACACAUGUCCGGGGCUCCAUUACGCCUUAAUGUACGACAGCUAUUAACAUCCUCUCAGUUACAUGACGAUGAACCUUACAUAUACAUAUAUAUGUACAUAUGUGUAUAUACAUACUCAUUUAAGGCUGUUAGUAUCAUUGCCUGACGCUUAAAACAAUGACCUGAUAGGUUCACUGCUGUCCUACUGCAGAACAUGCAUUGUCCUAGUCAACUGGGCACUGAGAGGCUACUUUUGCUUUUUUGUGAUGAGUCUGACUUCAGCAGCAGUGAGGGACCCAUCAGUGUCAGCAGCCCCCUUGUGGAGCAGUGUAUCCCACCCUUGGUUGGCGUACUCCUCCUCUGGGGGCAGUUCGCCCUCCUACCUCCAGGGGGCAGUGUACCACAGGCUUGACUAUUAAUGCACACAUGCUUCCAACAGAAACUGCUUUGCUUCCCGGGCUGAUUUACAGUGACCGGCUGAAGCAGGGCUUGGCUGUAGGUGUUGCACUUAAAUGAACACUCACGCCCACUCAAUGCCUCUGCGUACUACUAUGAAUAUAUAUCAGCCAUGAAUUGAAAGUACCACCAUAGGAAGAAUCGGCUCUGCUUUUUUUUUGGUUUGUGUAUUUUAAUACAUAUAUACAUAUAUAAAUAUUUCUGAAUUGUAAUAUAUAUAUAUCUGGUUUGGGUUGGAUGGUUCUGUGUUGGUGUCUUACUGCCCCCAGCUAGUGUGUCUGUCUUAAGCUGUUACUUUACUGAUGUACACAGGAAGGACAAAAAUUACAGUAAUUAUGUAGCAACUAUUUUUAUACACUUCACUGUAUUUAAAUAUUGAUUUAUGUUUACGUGUCUUAUGGUUUUGCUGUAUUUAUUAUAUUGUAUUGCAUCCGUUGCUUUUAGUCUGACAGAAUUGUAUAUGUUUUAUUUUAUUUAACAAAAUGGGAUAUUUAUUUAUAAUAUUACAAAUGUUAAAUUAAAUAAAUAGAAUAUUGCACUGCUAGAUGGCAACAAAGACAGCAGUGAAGAGUAGCCCCCAAAGGAACAGGGAGAGCCCUAAAUACUUUAAAUAAAGAUUGUGUGUGUGUGUGUGUGUGUGUGAGUGUAUGUGCUUACAGUAUAGAGACGUGCAAGAGCUGAUCAAACCCUCGUCUGAAAGGGUGGGAAUUGGAUCUGGAAUGUCACUUUGGUCUGGACCAGCUGCUGCCUGGAUCUAGUUGCUCUUCCUAGCCAACCUUAUCACUUCCCGCUAUACCUUAUCCACCCACAAAGCUCCACCCCCUGCAGACUCCACCGGCCUCCUGAUCAGCCAAUCGGGAAGAGAGUCUGCCAGGGAAGGCUUGAGGGUGGGGAGGGUGGGGCUCGGAGGCAUCCACC
Brienomyrus brachyistius is the source of this 5484-nucleotide messenger RNA. RefSeq names its product kinesin family member 5A, b (gene kif5ab). Gene Ontology annotation, biological process: microtubule-based movement. Bases 322 to 3426 code for a protein of 1034 amino acids. Gene Ontology annotation, molecular function: microtubule binding; microtubule motor activity; ATP binding. The record is from RefSeq and is a predicted model, not a curated record. NCBI's taxonomy places the organism in Eukaryota, Metazoa, Chordata, Actinopteri, Osteoglossiformes, Mormyridae. The transcript is spliced from 30 exons.